Molecule: messenger RNA, 696 nt
Organism: Staurois parvus
Lineage: Eukaryota; Metazoa; Chordata; Amphibia; Anura; Ranidae
Source: the annotation of a GenBank genome assembly
AUGGCAGAACAGGAACUUAUGGAUGCCAGCGAACGUCUGCAGCUCUUGCACUCACAGAACACCAGCCUUAUCGGCAGCAAGAAGAAAUUAGAAAGCGACAUUUCACAGUUGCAGAAUGAAGUGGAGGAAGCUGUUCAGGAAGCCAGAAAUGCUGAAGACAAAGCCAAAAAGGCCAUCACUGAUGCUGCUCUGAUGGCAGAAGAGCUGAAGAAGGAACAGGACACCAGUGCCCACCUGGAGAGAAUGAAGAAGAACCUUGAACAGACUGUGAAGGACCUGCAGCACCGCCUGGAUGAAGCUGAACAGCUGGCAAUGAAGGGUGGCAAGAAGCAGCUCCAGAAACUGGAAGGCAGAGUGCGUGAACUGGAGAAUGAGCUGGACAAUGAACAGAAACGUGGAUCUGAGUCCAUUAAAGGAGUCCGCAAAUAUGAAAGGAGGGUGAAGGAACUGAGCUACCAGACUGAGGAAGACAGGAAAAACAUCCUGAGGCUUCAAGAUCUAGUAGACAAACUGCAGCUGAAGGUCAAGGCCUACAAGAGACAGGCUGAGGAAUCUGAGGAACAAGCCAAUGCCCACCUGGGCCGCUUCAGGAAGGUCCAACAUGAGCUUGAAGAGGCCGAAGAGAGAGCCGACAUUGCUGAGUCCCAGGUCAACAAGCUCAGAGCUAAAAGCCGUGACGUUGGAGGAAAGGUAUAA